Halteromyces radiatus is the source of this 1322-nucleotide messenger RNA. RefSeq names its product methyltransferase domain-containing protein. The transcript has 4 exons. The record is from RefSeq and is a predicted model, not a curated record. Bases 248 to 1285 code for a protein of 345 amino acids. Lineage: Eukaryota; Fungi; Mucoromycota; Mucoromycetes; Mucorales; Cunninghamellaceae.
UGGGAAUUAUUAGAUCCAUCUUGGAGAAAAGCUUUAUUACCUGACACUUUUGACAAUGAACAAACUUAUCAAGAUUGGUUUAUUUCAAUAUUAAAAUUAACCAGUGGUACUUACAUUAAUAAUGAUUGGCCUCCUUCUUUAAAAGAAUACCUUCAAUUGGUGAAAGAAUUACCUUUACCUAGAAUGCACUCACAAACUAUUGGUAGACGAUCUAGCCAAGGUGGAUAAGCAUACGUUAGCAGGCGGCAUGUCAGACAAAAAAAUACAUGAAGUAGAACUAUUAGCUAAACUAAUCAAAACUGUGGGUGAUGAACAUCAUGUUUCUCAAGUACUGGAUCUUGGAUCAGGUCAAGGUUAUCUUUCUCGAAUUUUGGCGUUUAAACAUGGAAUGCGAGUGCUUGCUGUGGACAUGAGUGAAAUACAAACAAAGGGGGCUGAACGAUUUGAUCAACGAGCUAUUAAGGCGUUAUCUAUAUCUGGUAACAAAAACAACAAUGACAAUGAUGAUACCAUUUCUGUCAGUCAAGAGAAUCUCAAACAUGUUACUGAAAUGGUGACUCCUGAUAACGUUGGACAAGUACUCUCAAGAUGGACAGUGAAUCAAGAAGACAAAAACAAUGAUUGGAUUGUAUGUGGUUUACAUACAUGUGGUGAUUUAUCAACUUCUAUGUUUCGUUUAUUUGCUGAAAGUAAUCAAAUCAAAUGGUUGGUGAAUGUUGGUUGCUGCUAUCACUUUUUAUCUGAAGAUGGACCUCAACCGGGAUUUCCAAUGAGUGAUGGAUUGAAAAAAAAAGGUUAUCAAUUAGGAAAUAGUGCCCGGGUAUUAGCCUGUCAAUCACCUUCAAAAUGGACUGAUCCGAUCAUUGGACAGCAAUCUUUCAAUCAAUAUUUUUAUCGGGCGGUUUUAUUGCAUACUAUUGUUGAUAAAGGAUUGGCAAAGAAGGCACCUCCAAUUGGAAUGAUUAAACGGAAAAAGACAUACCUUCAAUAUUAUCAAACGGCGAUGAAACGAUUGGAUUAUGGAUCUGAAGUUAUUACUGAAGAAGAAGCUGAAGAAUAUUAUCAAUUGUAUAAGGAUCAACAUGUUGACAAACAGAUCAUUGUAUUAUGGACAUUAAGAGUAUUAUUGGCACCUGUAUUAGAAAGUCUCAUCUUGAUAGAUCGAUGGAUAUACUUAAAAUCUUUGGUGGAAAGUACUGAUAGUAAGAACAAAGGUGUUUGGAUGUGGCCAUUAUUUGAUUCCUUAGCAUCUCCUCGAAAUAUGUGUAUUGUAGUAUCAAAAUAAGAUAGAUUAGAUUAUUAUAAUAAAAUAUAUACAAUUA